AUGCCGCCGAUUCUGCAUACACAUCUCGACGAUAAAGAAAUCGAGGAGUUAUUGGAAUCUUCAGAAAUUGAAGAUUUCAUUCCAUCUGACGUAGACGUAGGUGACCCCGAGUGGUCAAUUCACCACGUAAGUGUAUCUAUACCUUCAACAUCAUACUCGGGAGAUUCUUCCUCCGAACCUGAAAGUGAUAAGGAAAACUCCCAAAAGAAAAGAAGACGACGUGGAAGAAAGCGUGGAAAAGGACGAGUAAGGGGUGGAGGCAGAGCAAACCAUCAAGCUUCUCCUCUUCUCUCCUUUCCUUCGGAGCGCGGAACAACAUCUUCAGCCGGUGUUAUUAAAGACUGGCUGGCAAAAAAUGCUAUACAGCCCUCCCCAGGAGCAAAGUUAAAUGAUGAUAUCCCUAAUAAAAUCUUACCAUUAAGAAGUAUAUUAUCUGGUUCUUCGCGAUUCGGUGGACAGGGAUUGUCGGAAGAUGUGCAACUGCAGUAA
This is a messenger RNA of Parnassius apollo (apollo), 489 nucleotides long. NCBI's taxonomy places the organism in Eukaryota, Metazoa, Arthropoda, Insecta, Lepidoptera, Papilionidae. The record is from the annotation of a GenBank genome assembly.